Molecule: messenger RNA, 720 nt
Organism: Bipolaris zeicola 26-R-13
Lineage: Eukaryota; Fungi; Ascomycota; Dothideomycetes; Pleosporales; Pleosporaceae
Exons: 1
Coding region: 1-720 (239 amino acids)
Biological process (GO): peptidyl-lysine dimethylation; peptidyl-lysine monomethylation
Cellular component (GO): cytoplasm
Molecular function (GO): protein-lysine N-methyltransferase activity
Source: RefSeq, a predicted model, not a curated record
AUGACAGGCCCCACGCACCUCGACCCCUCGGAAUUAGGCACAAAAUCCUACUGGGACGCAGCCUACACAACCGAGCGCAAAAACUUUGUCGCAAACGCCUCAGACGAAGGCACAAUUUGGUUCAGCGACGCCGGCGCAGAAGAGCGCAUGCUGUCUUUCCUCGAAGACCUCAGCGACGAAGGCCAAAUACAUAAAGAAGACGAUGAGGAAAACAAGGGCGCACGAUUUCUAGAUCUAGGCACAGGAAAUGGACAUUUGCUGUUUGCGCUGCGCGAGGACGAGUGGUCCGGAGAAAUGGUUGGUGUGGAUUACUCGACGGAAAGCGUUACACUUGCGACGUCGAUUCGAGAUGCGAAAGACGAGGCGUAUGCGGAUAUUGCGUUUUAUGAGUGGGAUAUCUUGUCACAGGCGCCUGGUGCGUGGUUGGGUGAGGGCUUCGAUGUUGUACUGGAUAAGGGCACGUUCGAUGCGAUUUGCCUGUCGCAAGAGCAGGAUGCACAGGGGCGCAGAAUAUGUGAGGGAUACAGGGAAAAGGUUGAGCCGUUGGUGAAGAAGGGGGGAAGGUUUCUCAUUACGAGCUGCAAUUGGACAGAGGAGGAGUUGAAAGAGUGGUUUGGAGGCGGAGGAUUGCAGUUUGAUGGCAAGGUCAAAUAUCCGAGUUUCACGUUCGGGGGCAAGACGGGGAGCAGUGUGGUUACACUCUGCUUCAAGAGGGUGUGA